Molecule: messenger RNA, 2202 nt
Organism: Protobothrops mucrosquamatus (brown spotted pit viper)
Lineage: Eukaryota; Metazoa; Chordata; Lepidosauria; Squamata; Viperidae
Gene: RPS6KA2
Product: ribosomal protein S6 kinase A2
Exons: 21
Coding region: 1-2202 (733 amino acids)
Biological process (GO): protein phosphorylation; intracellular signal transduction
Molecular function (GO): magnesium ion binding; ribosomal protein S6 kinase activity; ATP binding
Source: RefSeq, a predicted model, not a curated record
AUGGAAACGAGUAUGAAGAAGUUCACGGUGCGCAGGUUUUUCUCGGUCUACCUCCGCAAGAAAUCGCGCUCCAAGAGCUCCAGCCUCGGGCGCUUUGAGGAAGAAAGCAUCGUAAAGGAGAUAGACAUCAGUCACCAUGUCAAAGAAGGUUUCGAAAAAGCAGAUCCCUCUCAAUUUGAGCUCCUGAAAGUACUGGGACAAGGCUCCUAUGGAAAGGUAUUUCUGGUGAGAAAAAUCAAAGGAUCUGAUACUGGGCAGCUCUAUGCAAUGAAGGUACUUAAGAAAGCAACUCUAAAAGUCCGAGAUCGCGUACGAUCAAAAAUGGAAAGAGACAUUUUGGCUGAAGUGAAUCAUCCUUUCAUUGUAAAACUUCAUUAUGCAUUUCAAACAGAAGGAAAACUGUAUCUCAUACUAGAUUUCCUGCGAGGAGGGGACCUUUUUACCAGACUUUCGAAAGAGGUAAUGUUUACAGAAGAAGAUGUUAAGUUCUAUUUAGCUGAGCUGGCCUUGGCUUUAGAUCAUCUUCAUGGUCUGGGUAUUAUAUACAGAGAUUUGAAACCAGAAAACAUUCUUCUAGAUGAAGAAGGACACAUUAAGAUUACAGAUUUUGGCCUGAGCAAGGAAGCUAUUGACCAUGACAAGAGAGCUUAUUCAUUUUGUGGGACAAUAGAAUACAUGGCUCCAGAGGUGGUCAACCGGCGAGGGCAUACCCAGAGUGCAGAUUGGUGGUCCUUCGGUGUCCUAAUGUUUGAAAUGUUGACAGGGUCACUACCAUUUCAGGGGAAAGACCGAAAGGAAACAAUGGCACUCAUUCUCAAAGCCAAGCUAGGAAUGCCACAGUUUUUGAGCAUAGAAGCUCAGAGUUUGUUGCGAGCUCUUUUCAAGAGGAAUCCAUCUAACAGAUUAGGUGCUGGCCUUGAUGGAGUUGAAGAAAUUAAACGUCAUCCCUUUUUUGCCACCAUUGACUGGAAUAAACUCUACAGAAGAGAAAUCAAACCACCAUUUAAACCUGCAGUUGGUCGGCCAGAGGACACUUUCCAUUUUGAUCCUGAAUUCACAUCACGGACCCCAACAGAUUCCCCAGGUGUCCCUCCAAGUGCCAAUGCUCAUCAUCUCUUCAGAGGAUUCAGCUUUGUGGCAUCCAAUUUGGGGCAGGAACCUGUACAGCAAGAACCACAUAAAGCCACAGUUCAUCCAAUUGUCCAGCAGUUACAUGGGAACAAUAUUCACUUUACAGAUGGAUAUGAAAUCCGGGAAGACAUCGGCAUUGGCUCAUAUUCUGUUUGCAAGAGGUGUAUUCACAAAGCUACAGAAGCAGAGUUUGCAGUAAAGAUAAUUGAUAAGAGCAAAAGAGACCCUUCAGAAGAAAUUGAGAUUCUUCUGAGAUAUGGACAGCACCCAAACAUUAUUACACUCAAAGAUGUCUAUGAUGAUGGAAAAUUUGUAUACCUUGUAAUGGAGCUGAUGCGAGGAGGAGAACUCUUAGAUCGAAUCCUUCGACAGAAAUGCUUCUCAGAACGAGAGACUAGUGCCGUUCUCUGUACCAUUAGCAAAACUGUGGACUAUCUGCAUUCCCAGGGUGUUGUACAUCGAGAUCUGAAGCCUAGUAAUAUUUUGUACAUGGACGAAUCAGGGAACCCAGAGUCGAUCAGAAUGUGUGAUUUUGGAUUUGCCAAACAACUGAGAGCUGAGAAUGGUUUACUAAUGACACCAUGUUACACAGCCAAUUUUGUAGCACCUGAGGUCCUGAAACGGCAGGGUUAUGAUGCAGCCUGUGAUAUCUGGAGUUUGGGGAUUUUGUUGUAUACCAUGUUAGCAGGAUUCACCCCUUUUGCAAAUGGACCAGAUGAUACCCCAGAGGAAAUUCUGGCUAGAAUUGGCAGCGGAAAGUAUGCUCUAGCAGGAGGGAACUGGGAUUCCAUAUCUGAUGCUGCAAAGGAUAUUGUAUCAAAAAUGCUUCAUGUAGAUCCUCAUCAGCGCUUAACAGCAGCCCAAGUUUUAAGGCAUCCAUGGAUAGUAAACAGGGAGUAUCUCUCCCAGAAUCAACUCAGCAGACAAGAUGUUCAUCUUGUAAAGGGUGCCAUGGCAGCCACCUAUUUUGCUUUAAACCAAACACCUCAAGCACCAAGGCUGGAACCGGUAUUGUCCUCCAACCUGGCCCAGCGAAGGGGAAUGAAAAGAUUGACCUCAACGAGGUUAUAA